Molecule: messenger RNA, 2145 nt
Organism: Salvia splendens (bonfire salvia)
Lineage: Eukaryota; Viridiplantae; Streptophyta; Magnoliopsida; Lamiales; Lamiaceae
Product: cytochrome P450 736A117-like
Exons: 2
Coding region: 405-1979 (524 amino acids)
Molecular function (GO): iron ion binding; oxidoreductase activity, acting on paired donors, with incorporation or reduction of molecular oxygen; heme binding
Source: RefSeq, a predicted model, not a curated record
UAAAAAAAAUUAAGCUGCCCGAUCGCUCGCCGAUCCGGAGCCUGCAAUGGCGGCCAGCCAACCGGCGAGCGGAUCGGCCAGCGCCCGAAAAUCAGUGUCAGGUCACCGAUUUUUUCGCCAAAAUGGCGCUCGCCGGUUCCAAUGGUUCGGCGAGCGGAUCGGCCAGCGCCGGGAAUCGGCUAGCCUGUCCGCUUGCCAUCAUUGAGAUGCUCUUAAGAGUGACAACUUGCCUGCAAUAUUUUAAGGUGAUAUUCAACGCUUAAGGCCAUUUGAUUAAAUAUUCAACAUUGAUGAUAUUCAACGCUUAAGGCCAUUUGCUUAAAUAUUCAACAUUGAUAGCUGUCGUUAUUGUUUUUAUUACAUGGCCGGCCAAUAAAAUAUUAAAUUUAGUACUCCUCAAAACUAUGUUAAAACUCCUCCAUUUGAAGCUUCCAUAUCUGUAUAGUAAUAUCAAUCCAUCAUAUUCACCACAAAUUAGUUUUAACAACAUGUCAAUUCUACUUGUUUUCAUCACUUUAUUGUUACCAUGGUUGAUCAAGAAAUAUUUAUUCAAUUUCAGCCACCACGUUAAAAAAAACAAGCCACCGUCUCCUCCAAAGCUCCCGGUGAUCGGAAACCUCCACCAGCUCAGCCCGCUGACCCACCGCGCCCUCCAAACCCUAGGCGCGAAGCACGGCCCGGUCAUGCUCCUCCACUUCGGCAGCAAGCCCGUGGUCGUCAUCCAGUCAGCCGACGCGGCCGCGCAGAUCCUCAAAGAGCACGACCUCGUCUUCUCCGACAAGCCCCACACGAGCUCCACGCGCCGCCUGCUGUACGACCUCAAGGACGUGAUGAUCGCCCCCUACGGCGAGUACUGGCGGAUGCUGAAGAGCAUAUGUGUUCUCCAGCUGCUCAGCAACAAAAGGGUUAAAUCUUACAAGUUUAUCAGAGAGGAAGAGACGGAUCUGUUGUUGGAAAGGAUUGGAUCGUGUUGCUUGUCUGGAUCGGCGGUGGAUUUGAGCCAACUGUUUGAUUUGCACUCGAAUAAUGUGAUCUGCAGAGCUUCCUUUGGGAGGAGGUUUGGGGAAGGGGAAAGCGGGAGGAGGUUUACGAUGGCGCUGAGGGAACUGUUCCGGCUGAUGGUGACCGUGGAGAUCGGGGAGUUUGUUCCGUGGCUUUCGUGGGUAAGUCGGGUUAAUGGUUUUUAUAAAAGAGUUGAUAAGGUGAGGGAAGAGCUUGAUGAGUACUUGGAGAUGGUGGUUGAAGAACACAUCACUAGAGGCAUAGAAAGUGGUGAUGGAAACAAAAGCAAAGAGAAUUUUGUUGAUAUUUUGCUCAAGGAUUCUUCCAUUGAUAGAGAUGGUAUCAAAGGCAUCCUUCUGGACAUGCUUGCGGGUGGAACAGACACAACAUCUUCGACUCUGGAGUGGGCUAUGACAGAACUCAUACGAAACCCUACAGUCAGGACGAAGUUGCAAACAGAAGUACGGGAAAUCGUCCAAGACAGACAUGUCAUAACUGAUGAUGACUUGGGAAAAAUGCAAUAUCUGAAAGCCGUGAUCAAGGAAACCCUACGCCUACGUGCUCCAGUCUCACUACUAGGGCGAGAAACUCGAGAGGACAUAACAGUUAUGGGGUAUAAAAUAUCAGCCAACACAUUGGUUGUCGUCAAUACAUGGGCUAUUGGCAGAGAUCCCGCGUGUUGGGAACAACCAGAGAUGUUCCAUCCAGAGAGGUUCCUAAAUUCUUCGCUAGACUUCAAAGGUCACGAUUUCAAGUUUGCUCCUUUUGGGCAUGGGAGACGAGGCUGCCCAGGGGCCGCGCUGGCAAUAGCAAGCGUUGAGCUCGUGCUAGCGAAUCUUGUGCACAAGUUCGAGUGGAAACUGCCUAUGGGAGCAAAAUGUGAGGAUUUGGACGUGUUGGAACAGCCUGGUGUUAGUCUUCAUAGAAAGAAUCCCCUUCUUGUUGUGCCAACUCAUCGUCAAUAUAACAUGUUGUAAUUAAAAGAUUAUGCACAAGUUUAGAGUUGGAAUAAAUUAUAAGUAUGUGAAGGACCUAUCGUUGGAAUUGUUCAACCUUUUCAUCAUGGAUGUUGCACUUGCACACUAAAUAGGAAUGAAGAUCCUAGUGUGGAUUUUAAGUAGUAAUACUACUCAUUUUUCUCAA